GUAAAUAGUGUAGCGGUAUACGAGGGGCGGAGCCUGAGCCUCUAACUCCACAUCCAUCACAAUAAUCUCUAGCUCAGGAUCUGAAAGGCUAAACCAACAUGUCGAUGAGUGUGGAGCAGGAAGGCAUUAACACGGACACAGUACUGCGGUAUUAUUGUUUUUAGGCCCGUAGGAGACUCUUUGAUGGAUUUACUGAGCAGGGAAGAAUCCCGACAGCAAGUAACUUAAGCCAAGCGUGCAGAAUGAACCUCAGCUUCUUAUGUGUAUGGAUAAUCACGCUUAUAAAAGCAGCAGGAUUUGAUCAACAAAACGCGUGUAGGUUUGUUAGCCAUUGUUUUACCUCAGUGCCUAUCCUGCAGAGUCCUUAUGGAUAACCCCCUUCAGUGACUUUCCUGGAAAUGCUAAGGAGAGUAAUGGAUUUCUUCUUCUAUCUGCAUCCCUAUUCUUAUUGCCAGUGUGCCUGGAUGCAGAUGAAUCCACACAAACAGAGGAGACAGAGUGUGAUUAUCGUCAUAGUAACAGCUGGACCAAUAAAGCAAUGUGCUGCAACUUGUGGCUAGAUGUCAAAUGCUCACGUUAAAUUAAAGGCCACUGCGUUGAAUGAUUUGCUCAUAUCCCAAUGGUGUGCCGUCAAAUUCUGCAUACUGAACAAUUUCCAGUGCAAUAUAACAGUUUCACUCAGUUUGUAUUGCCACUAGAGCACUCUGAGGUUGUCUGCGCUGUCAGAUACCGGGACUGCUUGGCACUAAUGUGGCCCAAGACAGAUACAUCAACCUCAGGUUGCUUGAGUAAUUGACUCCGGCUGUCUGCUGGAGAGGGUCAGGCUCCAAUCUUAUGGCAUGGGUCAAACUGUUUAAAAAGCCUGGCGGCAGCAUGGCUGGUUCUGGUGCCUAUAGCGGGACUGGGCUAAGCAAGUCCUACCAGCCAGGCAGCAUGAUCUCUCUCGCCCUGACCAAAGGUCUUCUUAAUGAGCCAGGUCAGAAUAGCUGUUUCCUAAACAGUGCUGUGCAGGUUCUUUGGCAGCUUGACAUCUUCAGGAGGAGCCUGCGACAGCUCUCUGGCCAUUUCUGCUUGGGUGAUGCCUGUAUUUUCUGUGCUUUAAAGAGCAUUUUCUGUCAGUUCCAACAGAGUCGAGAACGAGCUCUGCCGUCAGACACCCUGCGGCAUGCUCUGGCAGAGACCUUUAAAGAUGAGCAGCGCUUCCAGCUGGGCCUCAUGGAUGAUGCUGCAGAGUGUUUUGAAAACAUUCUAGAAAGGAUACACCUGCACCUUGUUUCUGACUCAGCCACAGAAAUGUGUACUUCCAAAUCUUGCAUCACCCACCAGAAGUUUGCAAUGACUCUCUAUGAACAGGUACUUUGUCUCAUGUAUUUUUUCAAUGGUUUCUUUCAUUGUUAAUUAAACUUAGCUAGAGUUGUCACACAUUUAUUUAUCUUUUAAGAUUUGCCCAGAUUUACUAGGGCAAGUUAGCCUGAGAGCCAGAUAGCAGAGGAAAUUUCUGCAUUUAACGUGAUUUUCUGACUCACGUUAAAUG
Misgurnus anguillicaudatus (oriental weatherfish) is the source of this 1534-nucleotide messenger RNA. The record is from RefSeq and is a predicted model, not a curated record. NCBI's taxonomy places the organism in Eukaryota, Metazoa, Chordata, Actinopteri, Cypriniformes, Cobitidae.